Messenger RNA from Lucilia cuprina (Australian sheep blowfly), 2873 nucleotides. RefSeq names its product probable phosphorylase b kinase regulatory subunit beta. Gene Ontology annotation, molecular function: calmodulin binding. Gene Ontology annotation, biological process: glycogen metabolic process. The transcript is spliced from 13 exons. Lineage: Eukaryota; Metazoa; Arthropoda; Insecta; Diptera; Calliphoridae. Bases 1 to 2748 code for a protein of 915 amino acids. The record is from RefSeq and is a predicted model, not a curated record. Gene Ontology annotation, cellular component: phosphorylase kinase complex.
AUGAUAAUAAUACAACGUCAUGCUAUUUAUCCCGAAGGCGGCCUAGUUAAACGACAAUUGCUACGUUUUCAAAGUCCCAUAACUGGAUUAUUUCCUGUAAUGAGUACCGAUCAUGAAAUUGGUUCCGUCCGUGAUAGUGUCUAUUGUGCUGCAGCCGUAUGGAGUUUAUAUCAAGCCUAUCGACGUAUCGAUGAUGAUCGUGGCAAAUCUUAUGAAUUGGGUCAAUCUACGGUCAAAUGUAUGCGUGGUAUAUUGGAAUGUUGGAUUAAACAAGCACCACGGGUUGAGCUAUUCAAACAGAGACAAUCUAAUCAGCAUGCUUUACAUAGUAAAUUUCAUUUGCAUACCGGCGAAGAAAUCUAUUCAGAUGAUUUUUACAAUCAUUUACAAAUUGAUGUCGUCUCACUUUAUAUAAUAUUUUUGGUGCAAAUGAUAACUUCGGGUUUACAAAUUAUUUAUACACAGGAUGAAGUAGCUUUUGUUCAAAAUUUAGUUUAUUACGUGGAGAGAGCCUAUCGUACACCGGAUUUUGGCAUGUGGGAACGUGGCUCUAAAUAUAACAAUGGUACUCCUGAAAUACAUGCUUCUUCAAUUGGAAUGGCCAAAUCAGCAUUGGAAGCUAUAAACGGUUGUAAUUUGUUUGGUGAAAAAGGCGCUUCUUGGAGUGUUGUCUAUGUUGAUAUUGACGCUCACAAUCGUAAUCGCAGUAUUUUCGAAACUAUGCUUCCCAGAGAGUCCAGUUCAAAGGGUGUUGAUGCUUCUCUACUACUUACCUUGUCCUUCCCAGCUUUUGCUUCUCAUGAAGACAGUUUGGUGGAACAAACCAAACAUAAUGUUAUAAAUCGUUUGCGUGGCAGAAGAGGUUUUAAGCGUUUUAGUCGUGAUGGAUUUUUGAGUAAAGUGGAAGAUAAAUCUAGAAGGGGUACUGCUACUGAUUUGGUAGUACAAAUUGUUUUAAUUGCUGAAUCUAUGCGUCUACAAGCUAUGAUGGCAACAUAUGGUAUACAAACUCAAACACCUCAUGAGGUUGAACCUGUACAAAUUUGGUCUUCCACUGAACUUAUAAAAGUUUAUCAACAUUUAGGUGUUAAUAACAAAGUUGGCUUAUCCGGUCGUCCCUCUAGACCGGUCGGUUCUUUAGGCACUAGUAAAGUUUAUCGUAUUUGUGGCAUGACUGUACUCUGUUAUCCAUUGAUAUUUGAAGUUUCUGAUUUUUAUCUCUAUCGUGAUAUGGCUUUAUUAAUUGAUGAUAUCAAAACUGAAUUACAAUUUGUGGGUAAAUAUUGGCGUUUGUCUGGUAGGCCUACGGUCUGUUUGUUAAUACGUGAGGAACAUAUGCGUGAUCCUCAGUUUAAAGAAAUGUUAGAUUUAUUGGCCAUGCUAAAGAAGGGCUAUUGUGAUGGCAUGAAAGUUCGCAUUGGUAGAUUACAAAAUCUUAUAAGUAGUUCUUGUAUAGAACAUUUGGAUUUUAUGAAUCAAAAUGAUUUGUCAGAUGAAGAGAAUGCUUUUGCUCAAAUAAAUCAUGAGUAUAUUGGUUAUCAAUCGUUAACAGAUGUCCCUAAGGCACAAACGUAUACAGAAGAAAAACUAACCGUAGAGCAAUACAACCAUAAACCAACACAUGAAAUUAUCGAUGCUUUACGCAGUACCGAAUCUCUCUUCUGUCUCUGUCAACUCUGGGGCAUACUACUCAAUCGUGAGGGUUCUCAUUUUGAAGUUAACGGUCUUUCCGUUCAACAAGCUUUAACACAACUAUAUCAUCGUGCUGGCUCUCUGCGUUAUUGGCGUGCCGUACGUUAUUGUUCAUCUCUACUACAUCAUAUUGUUGAUUCUAUUAGUCCUUUUAUAACGACUGUUCUGGUAAAUGGCAAAGAAUUGACAGUUGGUGUUAUUGGACAAAAGGAAACAGUAUUUGAUAAACCUAUGACACCAGCAGAAAUUCGUGAUGUUAUGUAUAAUACAGUGCAACCGUAUAAUGUUAUACAAGCGGUCUUGCAACAGGAAGUUGUAUUAUAUUGUGGACGUUUAAUCGCUACUAAUCCCUCUAUGUUUAGAGGUAUUUUAAAGAUACGCAUUGGUUGGGUUUUGGAGGCUAUGCGUAUUUAUUUGCAAAUUUCCGGACAAGAAUCCAUAGAUGUAGAUAAUUUAUCACCAUUUCAAGUGCGCAUUCUAUUGCAAAAAGUUCUUACUGUUAGUGAAUGGGCGACCGAAGAAAGACUUACAACUUUACAAAAACGCCAAUUGGAGGGUUGUUUGUGUCGAGUCCCUAAAAACUUUUAUAAUAAAAUCUGGGAAAUUUUAUUACGCACACCGCUGGGUAUAACUACACAAGGCCAUUUAUUGCCAGCCUCUCCUACCUUAAUUAAUAUGAGUAGAGGAGAAUUAAAUUUUUCUCUUUUAGUCGAAGAGACCUUAAUUUGUAUAGAGAAACCAGAAAGACGACAAAUAACUGUGGAAUUAUUAUGCAUUAUAGCAACAAUAUUAAGCAGAAAUCCAGAAUUACAUUUCAAACAUGCUUUAGAUUUGGAUGAAAUAUUAUUAGAAGCCUUUUUAAUGUAUUGCAAGGAUAAUAAUAUACAAGAUCAUAAUAAUGAUAUGACACCAUUUUAUGCUUUGGUAUAUAAUGAAACCACUGGCUAUUUAGCUCGUGCUGCUGUUAAUAAAGUUUUACAAGGCGGUGCCUUUUCAACACAAAGUGAUGAAUUUAAUGAGGAAAAUUUACAUGAUGAAACCUGCAAAGUUUCAUAAAUUUCUUUCUUUAUAUAUCCAAAUAUAUAUAUGUAGUGUUAUUUUUGUAGUUUUUAUACCCUACAUCACCUUAAAGUAUACCAAUCGGCUUAGAAUCAUUUUCUGAAACGAUUUUGCUAUGUCCG